Plasmodium cynomolgi strain B is the source of this 609-nucleotide messenger RNA. RefSeq lists its product as hypothetical. NCBI's taxonomy places the organism in Eukaryota, Apicomplexa, Aconoidasida, Haemosporida, Plasmodiidae. The record is from RefSeq and is a predicted model, not a curated record. Bases 1 to 609 code for a protein of 202 amino acids. The transcript has 2 exons.
AUGGACGAUAACACUGAAUGUCCUUACGAUUCUACGAAAAAUAGAUACAUCUUCUAUGAACACACUGAUAAAUAUAUGGAGUAUGAAAAGAAUUGUCCUCAAGAAAAUCAUUAUAAUCAAUAUGAGUAUAAAUGUAAAUUUCAAUUAUCAAAUGAUGAAAAAGAGCAAAUGAAUAUUAUUACUAUUUGCAAAAGAUUUCAUUGCUUACUUGAUAAAUUGUUUCCGUUAUCAACCAAACACACAAAUAAUAAUGAAUAUGUUGAUUUGGAAUACUUGAACUAUUGGUUAAAUUAUGAACUCCAUUUAAAAGGUUCUAGCAUUUGCCCAAAAUAUUUCUAUCAAAUUUUGAAAAGUAUGGAUAAUAACGACAUAUUAAGUGAAUUGAGUAAAAAUUAUGGUUAUAUUGUAAAUGAAGAGGUUAAAAAUAUGUAUUCCCUAUACAAUUUAUAUUAUUACUAUAAUGAAAUGAAUAAAGAUCUGAAUAGAGAUACACCAAUAGAAGAAACAGUUAUGGUAUACGCUAACAAAUGUGUUGAUGAAUAUCAAAAAUUUGAAGGUCAUUGUUCUGAUACAACAACAAACUUUUUGUAUUGCUUUAACUGCCUUUAA